Messenger RNA from Tympanuchus pallidicinctus (lesser prairie-chicken), 1098 nucleotides. It is a transcript of the gene WDR31, whose product is annotated as WD repeat domain 31. The coding region runs from base 61 to 1092 and encodes 343 amino acids. The transcript is spliced from 9 exons. The record is from RefSeq and is a predicted model, not a curated record. Gene Ontology annotation, molecular function: protein binding. NCBI's taxonomy places the organism in Eukaryota, Metazoa, Chordata, Aves, Galliformes, Phasianidae.
CCCGGCGUUGUGAUGCUCCGUGCUGCUGCCUGCAGCUGAUGCUGUGUGUUCAGCGGUGGGAUGGGAAAACUGCAGAGUAAGAUCAGCUUGCACACGGCCACGUACGGGGCUGAUGGCUCCAUGGGAAGGCCAGGACGUGGUGCGGUGGUGGAGCUGCACAGCCCUGCACACAGCGAUGCUGUCACCUGCGUGGCUGCUGUCAGACCAGAGCUCUGCGUGUCAGGAGGAAAGGAUAAGAGUGUGGCUGUCUGUAACUGGAGGUCCGGAGCUGUGCUGGGGCGCUUCAUCAGCCAUGAGCACGAGGUCACCAAGGUCACCUGCACCCAUGAUUCCAACAGAGCCUUCAGUGCAUCCCGGGACAGAACAGUAAUGAUGUGGGAGCUCCACGGGACCUCAGGGCCAAGGCAGUUCUUCCCAGGCCAUGAGCUGGUUGUUACUGGGCUGGCUGUGAGCCCGGAUGCGUCGCGGCUGUGCACAGGUUCACGAGACAACACCAUUCGCAAAUGGGAUGUGGAGACCGGAGAGUGUCUGUGCAGAGCUGCUCUCUCCAGGAACCUGGUAACACAUCUGUGCUGGGUCCCUGGGGAGCCCUACGUCAUCCAGACAUCAGAGGAUAAAACCAUCAGGAUGUGGGACAGCCGGGAGCUGCAGGUGGCACACACAUUCCCAGGCAAGCAGCACAUCCAGACAAGCUGUGAUGUGAGCCAGGAUGGGCGAUACUGUGUCAGCAGCAGCAGCGGAUUUUCUGGGGAGGGCUGCGAAGCAACACUGUGGGACCUACGGCAGACCAGGAGCCGAGUGUGUGAGUACAGAGGGCAUCUGCAAACCACAGCCUCAUGUGUGUUCCUCCCACGGGGUCCUGCUCUCACCCCCAGCAUUGCCACAUCUUCAUACGACAGCAAAGUGAAGAUCUGGGACCGGGACACUGCAGCCUGCCUUGCCACUGCAUGCCUCGAGGGAGCUGGACCGCUGGUCUCACUGGCUGCCUGCGACAGCUCCACGCUGCUCUGCGCCAGCUUUCGCUCAGGGAUCCACGUGCUGCAGCUGAGGCACCGUGAGGAGCUGGAGCUGGAGAAGGUGGCAGUAUUUUGACCACAG